Messenger RNA from Pichia kudriavzevii, 1065 nucleotides. RefSeq lists its product as uncharacterized. Gene Ontology annotation, biological process: mitochondrial respiratory chain complex III assembly. The coding region runs from base 1 to 1065 and encodes 354 amino acids. The transcript has a single exon. Lineage: Eukaryota; Fungi; Ascomycota; Pichiomycetes; Pichiales; Pichiaceae. Gene Ontology annotation, cellular component: mitochondrion. The record is from RefSeq and is a predicted model, not a curated record.
AUGCAUUGUGGAAAACUGAAAAGCUCAAAGCUUUUUCUCUUUUCAACUGUUGACUUUCACCAUAACUUUCUCGUAACAAACAAGGGAAAGAUGUUAACCAGUACAGCAAGGAAUUCGGCUUAUGUUAGUAGAAGUGUGCGUGCAAGGUACGGCCUUGCUGCUUUAAGACACUAUGCUGAAAUGGUCAACAAAACACCAUCCCCUGAAGACCUUGCAAAGGAAUCGCAAUUACCAAAAAUCGAGAACCCAGAGCUUCCAAAUAGGGAUAUUAAGGCUAAGAACAAACUUGAGAAGCCAGCAUACGAGAAGGAAGGAUUUAAGGUCCCCCAGUGGAAAAAGGCAUUUGGUGAAACAUUUGUUUCACUCUUCCACAUCGAUAUGGAUAAUGUUCGUGCCGGAACUAUUGGAGGUUCCAAAUAUUACUACAUGUGUAAAGAUCAGGGAUUGCAGUUUGCAGAUGAGCCUUUGAGUGAGAGUGCCAAGUUCUGGUACGAAACGUUGGGAUUACCAAGAACAUUUGCAAUGUGGUUUCAAAUCACCAACUUGCAUGUCUGGUUACUCUAUGUACGGAUGCGUGCCAUGCCAUUCAAAGUGGGAAAAAACUACCAACAGAAACUGGUUGAUAAGCUGUUCAAAGAUAUCGAGUUACGUCUAAGUGAAGAAAUGAACGUUUUGAGUGGUCAAAUUAGAGACACUUAUAUGAAAGAUUUCCACUCUCAGAUGCUUGGUAUGAUUUUCUCCUUGGAUGAAGCGCUAGCCCAAAAAAGUGAUGACGUAUUGGCAGCAGCUGUCUGGAGAAACAUUUUUAAUGGUGACAAGAACAUCGAUAUUGUCAAAUUGGAGGCUGUAGUAAGAUACAUUAGAAUGCAACUUUAUGUUCUUGAUAAUAUAUCUGACCGUGCAUUUGGUUUUGGUGAUUUUGAGUUUGUUGGACCUAAUGAAACUGUCGAUUUGUUAACACCGGAAGAUAAAGAACAACUAUAUAAAAUGACCAAAAUGAAGUACGAGCCUGGAAACGGCAAAAUUUUACCUUCUCAAAAAUCGAAGUUAUCUUUGGAAGAAUAA